Striga asiatica is the source of this 1152-nucleotide messenger RNA. The record is from the annotation of a GenBank genome assembly. NCBI's taxonomy places the organism in Eukaryota, Viridiplantae, Streptophyta, Magnoliopsida, Lamiales, Orobanchaceae.
UUGAUUUCUUCCAAGUAAAAAGAACAACGACAAAUUAAAGCCCCAAAAUCAUUUUUAUGCUGCCAUUGAAAAUGGCCGCCAUUAACAGCUGCAAAAUUCCUUCCUUUGGCUGUUCUCCACGAAGCAACAUCAAAAUCGAAACGCCAAUUCCUUCACUUUCAUGUUCACAGUUCUUCGGAAACAAUCUUGCUCGUAGUUGUGGAGCAUAUAAACUCCCCAGGUUGAGGGCUUCUUGCCAACGAAACAAGACAGUGCAAUGUUUAAGGGCGCCAAGGGUUUCAUGUGUGUCGGAAGGUAGUCCUGAGGAAUUCGGAGAGUCCCAGAAGGAGGCUGCCAUUGAUCUGAAACUCCCAAGGAGAAGUUUAUUGGUAACUUUUACAUGUGAUGCUUGUAGUGCUCGAUCACAGAGGCUGAUAAAUAGAUUGGCCUAUGAACGCGGGCUUGUUUACGUGCAGUGUUCAGGAUGUUCUCGAUAUCACAAGCUAGUCGACAAUCUCGGUCUUGUAGCUGAAUACAAGCUCCACGAUGAAAUUGAUCAGGAUGCAAGUACUGAUCAUACCUAGAGAGAUCCAUUUUCUCCUCUUUUUUUUUUUUUAUUUAAAUUUCCACAGUUCAGUUUCAUUCUGGGUUGAUGAUGACAAAGAAAACAAUUUCAUUAUAUUCAUGUAGUGAUGAAUGAUAACACAAUCAAUCUUCAGAGGUACAAAAAGAAUGAAAAAUAUUAUUAUGUGGUUUUACAAAUGCACUGAUGCUCUGAUCCUCGUCUGUAUGCCAAUACACCUUUUCUCUCAUUUUGCCAAAAACUUAUGCGCAGAAAAAAAUCUUAGGCGCAAAAACUACUGACGGCCAAAAACGUAGCCAAUGCAAUUCCAACAGUAACCCUCAUGCUAGUUCUUCUCGAUACGCCUCCGUUCUGAUUAAAAGUUGGGGAAGGUGCGAAUGCUGUGUCAUCGUCGGAAUCUUGAACGGUAGGUGGGGCCGGAGGGCUAUGGAUGAUCAAUGCCGGUGCCGGUGCCGGAGAGUGAUGAUGUUUGUGUUUAUGGUGUCUCUUCUUGUGUUUGGCGGGCUCCGGUGAUGGUGCCGGGACAAAAUCCGGCACCGGAGCUGAGACGGGUGGCGGUGGAAGUGGCGGUGGGGUGGCCGGUGGCUGAG